Molecule: messenger RNA, 828 nt
Organism: Sporisorium graminicola
Lineage: Eukaryota; Fungi; Basidiomycota; Ustilaginomycetes; Ustilaginales; Ustilaginaceae
Exons: 1
Coding region: 1-828 (275 amino acids)
Biological process (GO): regulation of DNA-templated transcription
Source: RefSeq, a predicted model, not a curated record
AUGAAUGAGUCGAACGGCUCUAGCAGCUCCUCCCUCAAGCUCUUGCCUUCGAGACUGCAUUCGCCGGGCAACGAAGCAAGUUCGGCGGCCGGUCCAGAUACGAUCGACCGCUGUACUAUGGAAGCAACCGCCGAGCGUUCGGAUGCAUCGCCCUCUGUACUUCCUCACGCCAAGAUUAGAGGAACGGACAUACUUGUGACCGACUUCUUUGGCGGCGCUGCUAUGGCCGAGAUCCACGAUGCAGAACUCUUUCACGACCUGCCGGUGGUCCUACCGCCGCCACAGCGUACCAGUCCAGCCACCACCCCCACCUCCUCUGACGCAGAGUUUCGACCCUUCUGGGGCCUUGCGCAUCACGAUCGCAUCUUCUUCACUCACGACGACGCAUCAGCAGGCGCACCGAUACCAGUGAACCCGCGCAUCCAAGCCAACCUGCAGCGGUACCACGACCUCAAACACCAAGGCGUCCACUUCAACCAAACGCUAAUGCAGAACCGGUCGUUCAACAACCCACACGUGCUCUCUCAGCUCGUCGACUUUCUCGACAUCGACGAGACGCGCUCGAACCUCCCCUGCAUCGAUACGGGAAGGUCGGAGGGGAGUUGGAGGGCGCAGUUUCCGUUUCAGGCGCAAACGUUGGUAGAAGGCGACCCAAUAGCUAUCGAGAUCGGACAAAAGCAAAAGGCGGAUGCAGAGACGAGGUCGAGGCAGACGCAUGCGGAUCCGCAUCGAAAGAUUGCCUUUGACCGGGCCCGACACGAUGACGAGCCGCAGAGACCACGGAAACGUCGCUCGUCUGGCGGUGCUUCCAAGAGCCGCGUUGCUUGA